CCCCCUCAUCUCUCUCUUUCCCUCCUCCCUCUCUCCAGACAGCACUCCCGCCGGCCUCCACCGCCGCUGCCGCCUCUCUCCACCCACCAGCGAAGCUUUUUCAAUGAAAUCUGUGAGCCCGUUGCCGUGUCUUUUCCCCCUCCGCUCUCCGCCCCCAGUUUGCCACCCUCCCUCUCCAUUUAAAGGCAAAGCCCCCCGUUCGAUCUCUCUCUCACUCAUUGCCUACAAAAGUCGAAAUUCCCUUUUGUCUUGUGAUUCAGUUACACCGCAACCUACAAAAGCAGAUCCCACCACAGCCUCACUGGGGAUUCUGUUACACAAUGCUGCACAAGGUGUCUCGUAGCUUUGCUCUUGUGAUUCAGCAGCUGGGAACCGAGCUCCGUGACGCUGUAAGCUUCUUCUGCUCUUUCUGUUUGUAAAAGUUCUUUUUUUUUUUUGCCUUGGGAAUUUGAUUUAUGAUUUCUUUGAGCUACUGUGAUUCUUUUCUUCCCUGCCUCCCUCUUUCCUCAUCCCUAUUUUUUUCCAGAUCUGAUAGUCUCUACCGGUACCAAUACCACUGGUAACACUAUUGGUAUCAAUACCACUGGUAGCGCUAUUGGUACGCUACCACUACUCACUGGUACCAAUACCAGUGGCUCCCCUAUCAUCUGGUACCACUAUCAUCUGUUUGUUUUUUUUUUUUUUGUGUUAUUCGCUACUGGUACCUCUACCAAUGCUAGUGGUAGCGCUACCAGUGCUAGUAGCGUUGUGUUAUUCUCUACUGGUAGCGUUGUACUGGUAGCGUACCACUAGUACUGGUACAUUUUUUACUGGUACCGCUAGUACUGGUACAUUUUUUAACGUACUGGUAGCGUACCACUAGCACUGGUAUAUUAAUUACCAGUAGACUAAUAGAUUGGUACACUUUUUAACGCAUUGGUACAUUUUUUCAGGUUGCCGGAGGGAGUCUGCCGGAGAGAAUUCGCCGGAGAAAAAGUUUGUCGGUCGAUGCGGAGUGGCUGCUGGAGAAAGGAAGAGAGAGAGAUAGAUAGAGAUAUUAAUGUAUAGGAUUUAAAUUUCAAAAAAAAAAUUGUAUUUAAUAUGGGUUUUUAAUUCCCAAUAUAAUUAAUACGAAAAAGGUAAUUAAUAUAUUCCUUUUUUUCAUACCCAAAAUACCCUUGGUUGUGAAUCUGACAACCCUCAAUGGGGUUGUCACCGUAUCCCGUCCAAUGCCGGGACGGGAUACGGUGACAACCCCUAAGGGGGUUGUCAGAUUCACAACCCACUUCAUAGCCCUUGGAUACGCUCUCUCUCUUGUCUCUUUCUUCUUUUUUUAAAUUAACGGUUAAGAUUAAAAGAAGGAUAUUUUUGGAAGGGUAAAAAUUUACCACACCCAAUCAUUCACCCUACCAUAUAAAAAGAACAAAAACCCUAACUCCUCCAUCCUCCCUCUCUCCCGUAGACAUCACCAUCUCUCCUCCCCCUCUCUCCGCCGCCAUGGAUGGACUCUGCCCUCUUGGCUUUCCCCUGCCUCUAUAAGAAAAUCCAACUAAGUUUCAUAACCAGAGACGCAUCUCUCUUUUUCUUUGCACCCUUUAUUACCUCCCUCUCUUUGUCCUUCCUCCUUUGUCGUCCUUACCCACCACCAAAGUUUUGUUCGUUUGUUUCUCUCCCGGUUUCGCGAAAUUGGGGUUUCGUUUUGAUUCCUCAGAGAACAGAGAAAUGGCGGAAGGGGUGAUUGAGCACAGAUCCUAUGCGCGGGUCUGCCUAUUGGGUAAUCCGAGUGACGUCUAUUUCGGGAGGACCAUCUCUUUCAGCCUUUCCAAUUUCUGGGCCACCGUCGUUCUUCGGCCUUCCGACGAACUCGUCAUCACUCCCCACCGCCUCGCCGCUGUCCUCCCCCCGCGCCCCGCCGCUGUCCUCCCCUGCCGCCACCAUUUUUAUGUCGCUACUGAUAGUCUCUACCGGUACCAAUAACACUGGUAGCACUAUUGGUACCAAUACCACUGGUAGCGCUAUUGGUACGCUACCACUACUCACUGGUACCAAUACCAGUGGCUCCCCUAUCAUCUGGUACCACUAUCAUCUGUUUUUUUUUGUUAUUCGCUACUGGUACCGCUACCAGUGCUAGUAGCGUUGUGUUAUUCUCUACUGGUAGCGUUAUACUGGUAGCGUACCACUAGUACUGGUACAUUUUUUACUGGUACCGCUAGUACUGGUACAUUUUUUAACGUACUGGUAGCGUACCACUAGCACUGGUAUAUUAAUUACCAUUAGACUAAUAGAUUGGUACACUUUUUAACGCAUUGGUACAUUUUUUCAGGUUGCCGGAGGGAGUCUGCCGGAGAGAAUUCGCCGGAGAAAAAGUUUGUCGGUCAAUGCGGAGUGGCUGCUGGAGAAAGGAAGAGAGAGAGAGAGAGAUAAAUAGAGAUAUUAAUG
Linum trigynum is the source of this 2418-nucleotide messenger RNA. The record is from the annotation of a GenBank genome assembly. NCBI's taxonomy places the organism in Eukaryota, Viridiplantae, Streptophyta, Magnoliopsida, Malpighiales, Linaceae.